GAUGUAUUCACUUUCUCAUCUGCAUGAUAUAAAACAAAAGUCCGAUUAUCCCCCUUUUUUUUUGUUUUCUUUAUUGUUCAAUGACACGCAAAUUGAAUGAAAUACGUCGUAAUGCAGUAUGUGCAUGGUAUCCAGGCCAUUCAGUACCUUUGUUAGCCACAGGUACUUUAGCCAAUAGUUUCGAUCAUCAUCCUAGUCAACUUGAGAUAGUCUCUAUCGAGAGUGUUUCUACUAGCAAGAAAGUCACCACGACGUCUCGUUUUCAUGCUUUGGCAUGGGGCCAUAUUACCCAAGAAAAACCAUUUGGUCUGAUUGCAGGUGGUAUGGAAACAGGCCAACUUGAACUUUGGGAUGCUUCUAGCCUACUUUACAGUUCAGAAGACGCUUUGGUACUACGCCACUCAGCCCAUGCAGGCACACUUCAAGCACUUGAUUUCAAUACACUUCAGACACAUCUGUUGGCUUCAGCAGGCAGUCAAAGCGAGGUGUAUAUUUGGGACCUUGAACAUCCUUCUACACCUUUUACACCUGGUGCAAGGUCCUCUAAAAUGGAUCAUAUUGUCAGUGUAGCAUGGAAUUGUCAAGUACAACAUAUUGUAUCGACUGCUUCUACUAAUGGAUACACGGUUGUUUGGGAUUUGAGAAACAAGCGAGAAGUCAUGACAUUGGUGGGUCAGCAACAAAACUCUAUUUCUUCUAUUGCUUGGCAUCCUGAUGUCGCCACACAAAUAGCAACUGCUUCUGAUGAUGAUCAUUCUCCUGUGAUUACUUUAUGGGAUCUUCGUUAUGCUCAUACACCUCAAAGAACACUAAGGGGACAUACACAGGGUGUCUUGGAUCUUUCUUGGUGUAGACAAGAUGCUGAUCGGUUGUUUUCUUCAGGUAAAGAUGGCAACACACUCUGUUGGAACCCAAACACAGGUGAAUUACAAGGAACUAUAGCGACAGAGACACAACCUACAUUCCAAGUAGCCUGGUCUUGUGCUCAUCCUGAUUUGUUGGCUACUUCUUCUUUAGAUGGUUCAGUGUAUGUGUAUUCUCUCUUUCAACCAUCUUCAUGGCUUCGACGUCCUAUAGGUGCCUCAUUUGGAUCAAAUGGUACAUUAGUCACCUUCAAUGCCACCAAGAAGACAGUGCAACUCAAGGCCAUGACAGCCCAUUCAGAUAUCAUCCAACGCUCUCAACAGUUAGUAUCAGCCACAGAAGAACAACUGGCAUCACUGAUCAAGAAGCGUAUUCAACAAGGCCAAGACCAACAAGACUGGCAAGUCCUUGAUAUCCUGCUCUCCCAUCAUGCAAGAGAAGCCAUGAUCCACUACCUUGGAUUUCAAAAGGAACAGAUAGCCGCAAAAGCCACGCAUCUCUUGACCACAAAGGAUGUGGAUACCUUGAUCACACAGGCAAUUAUGCUGGGUGAUUUUGAAUCUGCUGUAGAUGCUUGCCUUGCCUCCAAACGAUUCUCAGAUGCAUUUGCCAUUGCCAGUUGCAGUAGCAAUGCAUUACUUGACCGUACUCGAAAAGCUUAUUUUGAAGCCAAUCAAGUGGGCUAUAUGUGUUUACUCGAGAGUAUUGCACAUGAUGAUUUAGUGUCGAUGGUACACCAGGCAGAUCUGUCUCAAUGGUCUUGUAUUCUGGCGACACUCUGUACAUUUGCAUCUGCGCAAGAAUUCGGCGCCCUGUGUGAUCAAAUGGGUCAGCGUCUAUCAGACCAUGCUGAACUGUGCUCGCAUGCCACUCUGUUCUAUCUUGUGUCUGGUAAUCUACCCAAACUAGUGCAAGCAUGGACACAGACGAUCGACAGACACAAUCCUUCCAGUCUACAGAGUGUGAUUGAGAAGAUCACUGUGUUUCAAAAAGCGAUUGAUUUCAAAGACAGAGGUGAAAAAGAUGCAGAGGGUCGUUAUGUAUUGGCUGAUCUGUAUGAUCUCUACCAGGAUUAUGCUGCAUGGAUGACAGCUCAAGGUCAAUCGGACAUUGCCUUGACUUAUCAACAACUGAUUCCUUCUUUAGGCGAAAAGACAUCUGCAGUUGCUCCUACAACACCAGCCAAAAAAACAAGUGUCUUGCCUUCUUCUUCCACAGCUGCUUAUUUUAGUGCUUAUCAAUAAUAAUUAAAAAAAAAAAAAAGGAGUGAAACAAGUCCAUCCAUAGAAAUUCUUUGUGACCCUUUAAUUUUUUUUUUCUUUAGCUUUUUUCUCUCUUCUAUCUAUCUAUCUAUCUAUCUAUAUGCCUAGAGUGUGU
Gilbertella persicaria is the source of this 2241-nucleotide messenger RNA. Its product is annotated as WD40-repeat-containing domain protein. The record is from RefSeq and is a predicted model, not a curated record. NCBI's taxonomy places the organism in Eukaryota, Fungi, Mucoromycota, Mucoromycetes, Mucorales, Choanephoraceae. The transcript has 6 exons. Bases 81 to 2108 code for a protein of 675 amino acids. Gene Ontology annotation, biological process: COPII-coated vesicle cargo loading; endoplasmic reticulum organization; endoplasmic reticulum to Golgi vesicle-mediated transport. Gene Ontology annotation, molecular function: protein binding; structural molecule activity. Gene Ontology annotation, cellular component: endoplasmic reticulum exit site; COPII vesicle coat.